GCAGGAUGGAAGCAAUCCUAGGGUAACGAAUCGCCAGGCUGGCCCCAAGUCGAGUCAGGUGAAUGGCAGACAAAUCCAGUUAGUCGAGGCCGCUCGCAGGGAGAGGUAGGAGCUUCAGAAGCUCCCCUUCGCCAACCAAAGAUGCAGCGGAGUGAGGGAUGGAGCCGUGGUGCAGACGAAGCUGAUGGCGAAUUUCGGGUGCUUGAGGGAAUUUCAUGUCGAGAUUCCUGUCGGUUUUCGAGGCACGUGUCAUGGACUUGCCUGACGAGGCUAGGGCCCGAACCUUAAGCUGGGAGCUGCUCGUUACGGGCAUCGCCCAGCCCUUAAGGCUCCCGGGGAUGAUGCCCUAGAAAAAGCGCCCCUGGAGCAGCAUCGUCCUCCCCGAACGAAUCGCCAUGAAGAGCCUGGCGGGCCCGAAAUUUGAUCCCCUAGACCCGGGCUCGGGCACCUGGAACUUGUUCUUUCCGGCCCAUUUUUUCCAUGCCUCCCACGCGAGGCUGACGCAACAAAAGUCCACUGCGAAUCAUCAUUUGAGACACGCAUUCAAUGACAAACAUAGCACGGAUUACUACCCUCUCUGCAUCGUUCCCUACCAAUCUAUGAAUGAAUGAAGAACUUCCACCAUGACGCAAAGGAGUAAAGAUCAACCUCGUCCAUGAAAGCUGACUCUCUUGCAGCGGAAAUGCCUCCUCUCUCUACAACGAAGCCAACCACUUCGCCCCAUGUCCCUCGCAUUCCUAUAGACCACCAGGAACCGUCUACCGAACAGUCCUUGGAAGUGACAUGGGCUAAUCUGUUCUAUUCAAACUCGGCGACGCGGGAUGAGAAUCACGCGUCCUGGGCAUUGCUCAGCCUUUGAUUCAAUCUGCGCAAAAUCAUUUCAUGACCAACUACUCUCCAGCGAAGACCUCGUACAAGCCUUUCAAGUUCAUCUCUGUUCCUCUUAGGAUCUAUGUCAGGCACUCGUUCACAUUGUUGUCUCUUAAGGCUGAUGGCGAGAGAGAAAGGAAAGGCAACUCGUUGAUGCGGGCAUAAGAGCAGGAGAGACGAUGCUGGGUAUAUACAUUUGUAUAUAGCAACAUGGGUUUCCCCCGUUCGCCGUCUACGUUCGAUUACUUCAUUGGCCCCAGCGGAUGCAAGCGACAGCCGCUCCAAAACAAUGCUAGCAGCUUUAUAUUCUUCGAUGGUUGCUGACUGCCCGGCUCCUACUGAAACCUGACAUCGGGGACCUGAACAUAACCUGUCUAAAGUACCAGACACCCAAAGAUCCGACCGGCCACUGUGCUGAUGGCGCGAACCUGAUCCUCCAAGUCUUCCGACUACCAACCAUCCUCGCUAUCCGACCCAACGGAGUUAGCCGAGCUUCGAAUGAACACCGAUGCCUCCGCGCAACCGUGCAUGUCAGACAUGUCGCCAAAAAAGGCGAAAAUGUGAUUUUACCCUCCCAGAAUGCCAACAGUGUCUUCGAGCAAAUCAGAUAUGCCCAGGACCUCAUAAGGGACCAAUAUUCAUCAACCAGACACAAGUUGUCACUAAUAAAUAUGCUGUCAAAGCAUGUUGGAGUACGAAGAAGUGUCUGCCCAAGCAGGUUUCAUCGGAGUUGAUCGUCUCAGAAGCAUUUGUCGGUCAUUUUGUCUUGUCGUGUACCUCGUUCGGCACAGGUCUGACCACAAUAUCAUGGCUGUCCGCACUCAACAAAUUACCAGAGCAGAGUGGCACCCCGGCAUUCAGCCUUGCUUUACGAGCGACCGCAUUGGCAUAUUGUGCCCAGGCAGAGCAAAACUGGUCGGCAACGGCCAAAGCUCGUUCUGACUAUGGACGUGCUCUUGUUCUGCAUGCAAAGACCAUAGCACAGAACCCAGACUUGUCCAUGCUUUCUAUGCUCGGUACCUCCAUCAUCAUGUCGUUCUUUGAAGCUGUGUCCACAACCACAAGCCAAGCUUAUGAGGAGCAUCUCGGAGCCGCACGAAAAUUGCUGGCCGCUGCAAGGGAGCAAGAACAGUACAAUGCCAUCCUGGAUGGCAUUGAAUUGCACAUACAAUAUCAGAUCGCCUUCAGGUUGAUUGUUGGUUACACGCUAUGCGAACAGACCACCUCGAAACGAACAUCAGAAUAUGUCUUGCAAAUCGACCCGCUUGCUAAUCUGCUCGUUGAUCUCAGCAAGAUCUACGCACGCAAAUUCCACAAUAUCGCUUCCGUCGUGGAAUCGAUUGAAGUCGGAUUCAUGUCGAAGGUCGUGACAAUCUGCAAAGAUCUAGAAGCCAAUCUUUUUGCCAAGGUCACCACGCUUCCAUGGGAAAAGGAUACCGAACUGGAAUACGAUGAUGCUAUCGCCGCAAUCACGCUUGCAAGUCUGAACUCUCUGAGGAUGCUUGUCCUUCUGGUUUCCAACACAAAUCUUGGUGGUGAGGUGCGUGAAUCACUGAAAGCUCGUGGGGCUACGAUUUUACAGGCUGCUACCUACCUGGCGAGACAUGAAAUUCGCUGCGCCUGGCUACGCAUGUACCUUCCAUUGACCUUGGUUGCCAUGCACAGUCCCGUAUCCGCUCAGCAAGCACAGGCCGACACCCUCCUCAGAGACUGGCUCGGAAAGACACCUCUAGCUGGGCUAAGUCUGGCAGCAACUGAAAGAGUCCGAAUGUUUCGCGCAAUGUGCAGUGGCUAUAAAUGAUUUGAUUUAUCCAUGACUACGGAGGAUUCUUGUGAAUAGCUAGGUAUGUGAUCUUAUUCGGGCUGUCUGGACGGGGCAAACGUGAAUAUUAUCACCCACUUACCCAUACGAGGUCAGGCAAUCACUACCAAGACCGCCUCGUUCCCAAUCUGGAUUGUCCAUCAACCCCCGUCUUGAACAGCCUAAACUUUUGUAGUGUUCUGUGUCAUGAACCAAGUCGCUCCUGCGACGGUCAAUUUCGCCUCCUCUGCAAAUUUGGCCACGUCAAAGUUGAAACGAUACGUGUUGCUGAAUUGCGUGAAAUUGGCCGGCAGACGGAAUGUCUUUUGCGGCUGGUCGAAUGCGAGGAUGACAUAUCGGUGCGGCCCAGAUCCCGGAGGUGGCUGAGGCAUAUAGUACGGCGCGACGGCGGUGUCAGCGGGUGCAGAGAAGUUGCUUGAGAUGGCAGGGAGCCUGGCGGGGAUGGAUUGCUGCAGCCAAUGCAGGAGAGGGGACAGGCUGCGGUUCGCGGCGCCAUCAGGCGCAUCCAGGUCGACCAUCAGGACUAGAUGGGUGUCUUGCGGCGGACCACAGCCCGGAAAGCAGAUGCUUGGAGAGACCGCCGUGUCUGUUUGAGACAAGAGGAUGAGCCUACCGCACAACGUCACAAUUUGGACGAGACAUACCAGCAAGAGGAACAUGCUUUCCUGGAGUGAUCUCGAGAUUGUCGAACGAGGCGUACAGGGCUUUAUUGGUGCUGGGAGAGAAGCCCGGCGGCGUUUGACAGCAAGCCAGUCUUCCAUGGGAGACAAGGAGGGCGAGCAACGAGCUGCAAGUGGAGAGCUUCAUUUCGAAGGGCAGAGUCGAGAUUCGGAAUCAAGUGGACUUGUGGGUGAGUCGUUGGAUUGAGAAUCGAGGUUGGAGGAAAUGUGGCCAGCAGACGGGCUAGUUACUGCCCUUCGACCUUGAUAUAUUCCAUCUACGGAGCAACAACAUCCCAGAGCACCAUUGAUUCUGUAUCGCAGUACGCCCGUAAUGCUGUGCGCAACUCCAAUGUCCCGUGAAAUUGUCUCUUCACCGCAGCCUGGUUGUAGGGAUACCUACCAUUUUAGGACCAAAGGUCCGUUCCUCUAGCCCCAACGAAAAUGCUUUCAUAUCGA
Molecule: messenger RNA, 3810 nt
Organism: Cladophialophora immunda
Lineage: Eukaryota; Fungi; Ascomycota; Eurotiomycetes; Chaetothyriales; Herpotrichiellaceae
Exons: 2
Coding region: 1379-2671 (430 amino acids)
Biological process (GO): regulation of DNA-templated transcription
Molecular function (GO): zinc ion binding; DNA-binding transcription factor activity, RNA polymerase II-specific
Source: RefSeq, a predicted model, not a curated record